AUGUUGUCCUUGUCGUCUUGGGCCGCAAGCCUCCUCUUGGGGUUUGCGAUGCACACGUCUGCUACGCCUGCAGCGGCCUCCCUCCAUUUGUUUCCUGGCUCUCUCCUAUACGGCCCAAGUGUCGUACUCGGUGUCAACAGUUUGAACAGGAACUGGUACAAUAACAAUACCGGUCUAUGGGGCGAGCUCUGGUGGAACAGCGGCAACGCCUUCACCACCCUCAGCGAAUUUCUCAGAAUAGGUGCACUCUUUGCGCUACCAAUCGGAACCACCGAAUACCUUGAGAACACGUUCAGGAGAGCCCAGCUUGUCGACGUCCAGACAACAAAGUACAUGAACUUUGAUAAUGGUGGUAUGAUGGAAUCCCACUACUGCAUCAACGGCGCGGGCGCUUGCGCCACGAAGCGCGACGGGUCUCCCGCCAAGCGAGGCUUCAAAAACUUUCUCAAUGAAUAUUACGACGAUGAAGGCUGGUGGGCUCUUGCCCUCAUCCGUGCCUACGAUGCCACCUACAACAACAAGUACUUGAAUGCUGCCGUCACUAUAUUCGAGGAUAUGCAGACUGGCCUCGGCGGCCCUUGCAAUGGUGGAAUCUACUGGAGCAAGGAGCGAAAAUAUGUCAAUGCCAUCGCAAACGAGCUCUAUCUUAGCGUUGCCGCGUCGCUCGCGGGCCGCAUACCGACGGUACCUGAAUAUCUCGAGAUAGCACAGGACCAAUGGAACUGGUUUCUCAAUAGCGGCAUGAUCAAUUCGGACAAUCUCAUCAACGACGGAUUGGAUGGCGAUUGCAAAAACAACGGCCAGCCCACUUGGACGUACAACCAGGGGGUCAUCCUCGGCGGCCUCGUUGAGCUGUCUCGCGCCACUGGCGAUAGGACUCACCUUACAACGGCCACCAAAAUCGCCAAGGCGGCUAUUAACAAAUUAUCCAACAAGAACGGCAUCCUCGAAGAAGUCGGAGGUUGCGAAUUCCAACCUGGUCGAUGCGGUCAGGAUGGACAGCAAUUCAAGGGCAUCUUCAUUCGGAACUUGGCUUAUCUGCAGGCAGUUGCUCCUGAUGAUCAGUUCAAGACUUUCAUCUUGAACAAUGCAAAAUCCAUUUGGAAGAAUGAUCGCGAGCCCAGAUCCAACAAGCUCGGUGUCGCCUGGGCCGGCCCAUACUUUGACGCUUCGAGCGCAACACAGAGCAGUGCUCUGGACGCUUUGGUUGCAGCGAUUACGAUGACAUAG
Molecule: messenger RNA, 1230 nt
Organism: Beauveria bassiana ARSEF 2860
Lineage: Eukaryota; Fungi; Ascomycota; Sordariomycetes; Hypocreales; Cordycipitaceae
Product: glycosyl hydrolase
Exons: 1
Coding region: 1-1230 (409 amino acids)
Biological process (GO): carbohydrate metabolic process
Source: RefSeq, a predicted model, not a curated record